Molecule: messenger RNA, 2037 nt
Organism: Rhinocladiella mackenziei CBS 650.93
Lineage: Eukaryota; Fungi; Ascomycota; Eurotiomycetes; Chaetothyriales; Herpotrichiellaceae
Exons: 1
Coding region: 1-2037 (678 amino acids)
Biological process (GO): RNA polymerase III preinitiation complex assembly
Cellular component (GO): transcription factor TFIIIB complex
Molecular function (GO): TFIIIC-class transcription factor complex binding
Source: RefSeq, a predicted model, not a curated record
AUGUCCACGUUCAGCUCUGUCGUUCGCAAGCCGGGUCAAAGGAUCAUUCCCAAGACCGCUCCGAGGCGAAAUAUUCAAAGGAACAAUGCUCGACAUGCUGCUCCGCCCUCGUUAACACCAGAGAGCCAGAUCGCGAGCCCUAUUGUUGAACCAGUUGAUGAUAGCUCACAGAAUCAUGACGCAGACGCCGCCGAAACAGCUCUCGAGUCCACUGAAAUACCUUCAACGUCGCAAACGGUAAAAUCGUCUCUGCUGCUCCCUACUCCUCUCGAGACGGUUGCAAGAACUUCCUCCGGGGUAUACACUACUGGGAUACCAUCUGUGUCUGUUGAGGUGACCGUUCCCAGCAGCACAAGUCAGGGAGCCUCGAUCAUUCAUAACCCAAGUUCAAACGUCAACCAUGACAGACCGAACACCAUUCCCACAGUUAUCACGUCCAGCUCCUCUUCCACGAUACGGCGACAGAGACUCACAAAUGAACCUACGCCUGCGCCAUCGGAAGAUUCUACUUGGGAAACUGAGAUCGGAACCACUGCGACGUCCCAACCAUCGGCGGAUUCGAGUAAAAGGCGGAAGAUUACUCACGCGGUUCCAAGUCUCACCCAGUCGCGAUCGCAUACCACGCCACCGCCAUCAGAAAACACCCCCUUGAUCCUCAGAAGUAGUUCGCGAAGUAGACGGAGCGAGUCUCGAACAUCUGAUGCAUUGAUACAGGAUGCCACUACCCAAGCAGCUGCUGUGUCAGAGCUUGCCAACUCGAUCGAGAGCGGAGCGAGAUCACUCAGACCACGUUCUGCACGUCCUUCGGCUUCGCAGGCAACGGCGAUUGACAAUGAAAGUGAAGAAGUGACCGAAAGAGCCCAACCAAAACAAUUGAAGAAAAAGCAACAACGGUCAAGAGCCAUCAAGGAUAUUGCAAGGCAGGUCAUUGAAGAUGCUGUAGGUGGAAGUGGAAGUGGUGGUCGCCGUCGAUCGCGAUUUUCUACGCCGGAAAAUGCCGAAGAGUUGGAGAUCGACCCCGAAGAGGUCUCGAUGGGCGAUCUUGUGAGAGACAAUAAGGUGGGGAAGAAAUCAGAGACGGAGAAGAGAAUGCAGGAAAAUUGGGCAGACAUCAAACGACGGAGGAAAGAGGAAAUAGAACGACGAAGAGAAGCUGGUGGGCAAAGCAGACACGGGAAGCAGGCAAAACCCAUCCAGCCUCCCGCUGCCGAACCUGUUGCAGCACCUGUGCCCCGGCAAAUCAUCGUCAAUGGGCAGAUUGUCGUGGCAGCUGAAUCGCGAGAAAUCGAUUUCGGGGCGGGUGUAGAGCAGGCGGUCAUUGAAGACGCAGAUGGAGCACUCGAAGAUGACCGAAUUUAUAAGUACGUCCACCAGGGAACUCUAGGCAAACACGCAGGACGCAGGCGCGGAAAACAAUGGGACUUGGAGCAGACGGAACUAUUUUACAAAGGUCUACGCAUGUUUGGCACGGAUUUCAGCAUGAUUGCGAAUCUCUUCCCCGAGUGGGAUCGAAAACAGGUCAAACUCAAGUUCAUCGCGGAGGAACGAGCGAAUCCAGCGCGGGUGCAGGAAUGCGUGGCAGCAAAGGAGUCAGUGGAUCUGGAGGAAUACUCAAAGCUAGCGAACCAGGAGUUUGAGGAUCCUGACAAGCUUCAAGCCGAGUUAGAAGCGGAAGAGAGGAGACUGAGGGAAGAGGAUCGGCGGAGACGUGCUAAUGAGGGGUAUGAAAUUGAUGGAGCUGAUAUUGCACUACCGUCUACCGAACAGGAUGGCGAUGAGGUUGGGAAUGCUGCAGAUGAGGUUCCAGUUACAGGUACUGGAACCGUUCCAAGUACACAACCAGCAAGUACCCGAAGAGAACGGAUCUCAGCAUUGGCAGAGGCUGUUGUUGCAGCGGCUGCGGCACCGCGGAAGAACCAAACACAACAACGCAAGACCAAGGAGUCGGCUGGACGUGGUAGACAGGCGAAGAAAGGAAGAAAGCCUAUGGAAGGCGUGGAGGAAAGAAUCGGACCCAUCGAUGAGGUCAGUCGGUAG